Heteronotia binoei (common prickly gecko) is the source of this 3269-nucleotide messenger RNA. RefSeq names its product nuclear receptor coactivator 4 (gene NCOA4). Lineage: Eukaryota; Metazoa; Chordata; Lepidosauria; Squamata; Gekkonidae. Gene Ontology annotation, biological process: intracellular iron ion homeostasis; response to hormone. Gene Ontology annotation, molecular function: transcription coactivator activity. The record is from RefSeq and is a predicted model, not a curated record.
GCCGCCGCCUGUUCUUCCCCUGAUAAACCUAUCUCUGGCUGCAGAAAGCGGCCCGUCUGGCUGGGCAGGAACCGGCUCUCGUCCUUCCGAGAAGGCGGACUGCAAGCGAGAACUACCAAGGAUGAGCCCAGCCCAAGAGAAUACUUCCUGCAGCAAGGAGCCCCUUGCCAAGUGCCUUCAGGCCAAGAAGGAUUUGGAGACGGCCAUCGCUGGCAUAGCCAGGGCAGAGCAACAAGUUAAAGACAACUGGAAAGAGGUCAAAGCCCAGAUCCAGAGCUGCAUCAGCCGCCACUUGGAGUGCCUGCGCAGCCGCGAAGUGUGGCUCCUUGAGCAGGUGGACCUCGUCCAGCAGCUGAAGGAGGAGGCCUUGCAGCAGCAGGCGCAGCAGCUCUUCUGGUUGUUGGGACAAUUCAACUGCCUCAUCCACCAGCUGGAACAGCCGCACAGCAACGACCUUGCGAAUCAGAUUUCAGUGUGCUUGGAGAGAUUGGGUAAAUUAACACUCCAACCGGAAGAAACCUCCGUCUUGAACUUUGAGGCUAACGUGGCCUUUCUUCGCCAGGCUAUUACAACUUUUGGCUCAAUUAAAACAAUGAUUUCUGACAAAGAAGACAUUGCCCCUUGGAUCUCUGUGCAGAACUCCCUUGUGAACGCCAAAGCCGAACAGCAGCAGAAGCCGGUGUGUGGUACGCUGGGGUACCCUCUCUCUGAGUGGCUUCUCGGAAGCAAACCCGACAGUGCCUGUCUUACUCCGUACGUUCCCAGCCGCAAGUCCGAGGACUGGCUUUUGAAAUCACAGAGGCCAGAGGCCAACCAGGAUUUAAAGUCUUCCAAAGCUUGUUACUUGGAGCAAGCAUGGGGAAACCUGAAAGACCUGGAGAACUGGCUCCUGCAGAACCAGCAGAGAGAGGUGCCCGAGAGAAGAGAUUCCCGUCAACGCAACAGUUCCACCUCUACCGUCAGCUCUUCCUUUUCCAUUGAAAAGAUAGAUGAACUGGAGUUCCUGGAGCAAGAAGAGAUGGAUCUUUCCGACUGGCUGCUUACUCCUUCUGAAUCAGAAACUGCGCAUGCUGUCUCGGAGGAGAAAUGGAAGCCCGUGUUCCAGCUUUUUAGGGAAGAAUACAACAUCAGCGAUUGGCUCAUCGGAGCUGACUCCUGCAAUAACUGCUGUGGCAACCAAGCCAAAGGUGUCGAGAUAGAAAACCUCGGGAAUCUGAAGUGCCUCAGCGACCACCUAGAGGUGAAGAAGCCGUCUGCCAUCAAUGCCUGGCUCCUGGAGCCCUCUUUCAGGGUACAAGACACCUGCCGGGCGAACGAGCCGUGCUCGAGCUUUUCCGAGUGCGUCUGCGAGGAAAACUGCGAGAAGGAAGCGCUGUGCCAAUGGCUUCUUAGGAAAGAAGGGAAGGAUAAAAACGGCAUGCCGGUAGGACAGUCCUCCAGCCCGACCACCGAAUCCGAGAGAAAUAAAAGCACUUACAACAUCUGGCUGCACCCUUCCCGACAACUGGCGGAAGAAGAGCUAGCCACUCCCACAGUGAAAGAAGACAACAGGCCCGUAGAGCCACUGAAAGAGUUGCUCGAAACGCCGUUGUCCCUUUGGCUGCUCAAGCCGGAGGUUGAAAUGUCGAGCACAGAGGAGAAAGCGAGCCAGGAGAAAGCGGAAGUGAGCGGGAAGAUCUCGUUGCUGGAGCUUCUGGCACCUUUCCACCCUCUGAAAGUAGAGAGUUGGGUGGUGUCUGCACGGAACACAGAAACUGCCAGCCAGCCACUAGCGGAAGAUAAAUGGCUGCUACGGAAGAAGGCACAUGACUAUGGCCUUCCUACGGUCUGUGAGUUUGCCUGCAUGAAGCUGAACGCAGAUAGAGAAAACUGGCUAUAUCAGACUCCUUUACAGAUGUGAGAAGCCUUGAAGCAUACCAAACUAGUCACUUUCUGCUGAUCAGCGCACAUCGAUACCCAGUGAUUGAAGUCUGCUGCAUUUGUGUGUGUGUGUGAGCGGUCUGUCUCUUCUGGACUUUGAACACCCACUUUAAAAGUUGUAUUGACUUUUAACUGAAGUAUGAUUGCAAGACAAGUGUUCUUUCCCCCCCCCCUGCUGUUUUUUGCCCAAGGAGUCAAUUCCUAUCACAUGCAAGCAACACUGUCCUUAUGUGUAUCCCAUGGGUUUAACGACGUGAAUAGCCUUCCUUGGCUUAUCACUUGGAUUCUCUUGCAGCUGUGGAAGUCAGCGCUGUGAGAUCUCUUCCUGAUAUUUGGAUGCUGCCUCUGAAACAACAUUCGUUUCCUGCCUCAAGGGGCUGGGGGGAGAGCCAUGUAUGAUUUAUUCCCGAAGUCGCCUCCGACUCUGCUGUUUCCUUCCCUGGGUGUCUUCUCCCAGCUGGAAGGGGUUUGAGAAAAGAGCGGCUCUCGUUGACGCUUCUCCAUUGUUGUAAAUGAUUGGAAUGUCUAGAUCUGGCUUUAAGGUCUCUCUGUGUCUUAUAUGAGAUUUAGAUUUCCAAGGUCUAUGUAUGGUGUACUAAUCAGUUGAAACAUUCUAAGGUUCUUGGCUAAGCCAGGGGAUGAGGAAAACGAAGAGCGCGCAUUUGACAAGCAGUACAUAAAGGAUCUCUUAGAAGCUUUGGUGCCAUUAUGUCAGAUGCUGAUGAAUUUUUUGUUUAGUAUAUAACCUUGAUGUGGGAGGGUUUUUUUAAAAAGUGAACUAUGAAGUAGAUGAAAGCCGUCUAGCGUAUACCGAUGCUGUAAUGCACACAGCCCAAGUACAAAGUGUUAACUUUGCCAUUCAGUAAAAAAAGUUGUAUAAAUUUAAGCAUUUAUCAGAUGAAUUACAGAAUUUUGACACGUUUAGAGUAAAGGACUUCCAAGGCCCGGAAGGGAUGCCCUGAUCUAGCACUGAAUCUGAAUACCACUUGCCUUGUCUUACUGGGUGGAUAAUGAACCUGGUUAAAAUCGGCACUGAUUUAACGUUCUUGUCUAGCAGAAAUGCUUUUUGCCCUGAAUUGCUAAAAAGUUACACAAGAUCUAUUCAGCAUCUAGAAGUUUUUAAAGGAUGUUUUUUUAAAAAAACUUGAUAAUAAAUGGCUCAGAUCUUGAAUACAGCAUACUACUCAGCUAUUAUAAAAUCAGAAGGACUGAAAUGCACCCUUAUUCUAAAAAGUUAAUGAUAUGUGAACUAAAUCUUAUGAGCCCUAAAAACUUCCUUCACCCUUACUCCUAAUAUUUGUUACCACUAAGCCUUUUUUUUCCUCAUUAAACCAUUGCUGUGAACUUAA